CACAUCCAAGUGUUGCGAACGCCAUUAUACCAUAGAAGAAGAAGAACUACACUACCCAGAGGGUAGAGGAUUUAGACGAUUGGCUGAAGCUGCCCACUCCCCCUUGAAUGUGGUUACAGCAACUCCGUAGACGUUAUGUGAGGCUUCGAUAUUAUUAACUUUCUUUGUUUGACACUUCUAGGACGAUAAACAGAUAUUCCAACAGUUAAUAUACAUUUAUAACAUGGCUUUUCAUGGUAGCAAGUGCUGCCGCUUUAUAGUAGGCAGACAUUACGAUGUCAAGGCCCUGUCAACGCAGCGCGUGAAACUAUUUGUACCAAGCUCAACACCCAAGUUGCUGCGGUGGUAUUCCAGCGCAACACAAGAGGAAAAUGAACUUGAACUCGUAUCUCUUGCAAACUCAAGUGCAGCUGUCCCUGCAACAAAAAUUGGGACGACACAGGAGCUGGCUGUACCAGUGGGCCAGAGGCAAAGGUUGAAUGAGGAAGUUCUACCCUUCUCUGCCUUCCUGACAGACAACUUUGGCAGACAGCACAGCUACCUACGCAUUUCCCUGACGGAGAAAUGUAACCUUCGCUGUCAGUACUGUAUGCCAGAAGAGGGGGUAAAGCUCACCCCUCGCGCUCAGCUCCUGUCUACUUCCGAGGUGCUGACCGUGGCCCAGCUGUUUGUACGAGAGGGUGUGGAGAAGAUCCGCCUCACUGGGGGAGAACCUCUCAUCCGACCAGACGUCCUGGACAUCAUCACGGAGCUGAGGAAGUUGGAGGGCCUGAAGACCAUUGCUGUGACCACCAAUGGAAUGAACCUGGUGAGGCUGCUGCCUAAACUGAAGGAGGCUGGUCUGGACCUGCUCAACAUCAGCCUGGACACCCUGGUGCCGGCUAAGUUUGAGUUCAUCGUCCGGCGGAAAGGGUUCCACAAGGUCAUGGAAGGUAUUGACAAAGCCAUUGAGAUGGGCUAUAACCCUGUCAAGGUCAACUGUGUUGUCAUGCGGGGCCUCAACGAGGACGAGCUUCUGGACUUUGUGGCCCUGACAGAGAAGAAGCCUCUGGAAGUACGCUUCAUUGAGUACAUGCCCUUUGACGGUAACAAAUGGAACUUCAAGAAGAUGGUGAGCUACCAGGAGAUGCUGGACCGCAUUAGACAGCAGUGGCCCAGUUUGGAACAGCUUCCACUCGGAAAGACGGACACAGCCAAGACAUUUAAGGUGCCAGGCUUUCAGGGCCAGGUGGGCUUCAUCACCUCCAUGUCGGAUCAAUUCUGUGGCUCCUGCAACCGACUACGCAUCACGGCAGACGGCAACCUCAAGGUGUGUCUGUUUGGGAAUACGGAGGUGUCCCUGAGAGACGUUCUGCGCUCUGGAGCUUCUGACCAGAAGCUGCUGGAUAUCAUUGGUGCCGCCGUGGGCAGGAAGAAGAAACAACAUGCAGGCAUGUUCAGCAUCUCCCAGAUGAAGAACAGACCCAUGAUCCUCAUCGACACCACACCCCAAAGGCCCCUGUCCCUGCCCAAGUCCAGAGUCUGCCAGUGGUCCUCCCUCCCCUCGUCUAUAUCCCAGAUCCUGCAGUCCUCACCUCCGCUAUGGCCCUCCAACUGUACCACUCCAGAAGUGGAAGUGGCCAACCCAAUAAGGAUGUAUCGUGCCAUUCCGGCUAGACAGUUUUAACAGUGCUGCCUGAUGCCAGCUGUUCGGGAACCCACCAGUGUGGAAGGAGCCCUCAGUGGUUCCAUAUUGUCAAAAGAAUCCUUUACAGUAGUGACACUGGCCCCGCAGAGAAUAUGGGAUUGAUGACUUACUGACAACCCCCAGUUCUCAAACCAAGGCUGCUGAUUCUAACAUGCACAUGUCUCAGGUACACACUUGCCAGGAAUCCAAACUUAAUAAAGAAUGCCUCUACAAGGAGCCCUGAGAUUCCCUCCCUUCGCACACUACUGAGAAACGCUAAAACAGGGCCCCACCUAAGCCAGCAUAGCAUAAGGCAGUGCCACAGACAAACCUCCAGAGAUGACCUCCAAGCCAAACUCAAACAACCCCACACACUUGGGGGUGGGCGCAAUUUCUUCUGACUCCUCCCAAGCCGGACAACACCACCACUGCCCUAUUGACCCACACAGAUGCCUAAAGCCAAGCCUCCAUGGAGGAUGUGGGCAGCAAACCCCCCACACGUCGAAGCACCACAGCUACCAGUCACCUGGGCCCCACUGCCUUCCGCCUGCUCUGGAACAACCAUUUAGCCAAGGGUGACGCAGGCAACAUGGGCGCACUCAUCCCGCUUUGCAACCUGCCGCCCUUAGACCGGUCCUCUGUCGGCUUCGACCUCGAUGCCAUGCGGCCGUUGUUACUGCGAACGCCCAGGCUGUACCAGCCUGUGAUAUCCAGAUGGAUACGCUGACUGCGGUCACAGUGGCAUCGUUGACGCUUUACGUCAUGUGCAAGGUGGUGAGUCACAACAUCACCAUCACAGACAUCAAGCUAGAUGAGCGGGGGAAAAGGACUUCCACCGUGAGCCCUAACCACUAACUGGAAAAUUAUCUCCACGGCACCAGGUUUGGGGGUCAGUACAUACGGUAAAGGGAUCAAUGGAAUGCAGACCAUAUCUAACAAAGUGGAUAUUCAUCAAAUACGUCAUUAUUUAUAUUUAAUAACAGGCCCACAAUGUGGUAACUAAAAUCUGAUUUGGAUAUAUUUGGAUGUUUUUGCUCUAUGAUAUCUAGAAGUUGUUCUUUUCGGGUUUAGAACUAAAUGCUUGUGUUAACUGGUAGCAUAGCAUGCCAUAUAGAAAUCGGUGGUGGUAGUCAUUUUUAAGUGUAAUGCAAUUGAUUGGUGACGAUGACAUGAACUUGUAUUGGGGUUUACAAGCAUUAUACUCUGAUUUUUACCCCAACAGUGUGAAAUACACAAUAGCCAACAUUUUGAUGGCCGCCAUUGCAGAAAUUCUGGGUCUAUGAGCAUAGGGGGAACACAUGCGUGGUUGUUUUAGUUUAACUCUUACCUGAUCUAUACAAAAAAAAAAAAAGUUGGUUUAACACAGGUGGUGAAUUGAUAACUACAUUUCCCAAGUUGACUGAAUAAAAAAUGAAAUUGACCCCAAACCUGCAUGGUACAUCUCCUUUCAAAAUCUCACAUUUUUUAGAGGAUCAGGAAAUGCCUCACUGCAAGGCACUCACUUCAGUAAGGCACUCACUUCAUCAGUAGAAGUCCAUCAUCUUGUCUGGCUGGUAGGCUGUGCCAUGACUUGCUGAUCAGUAUUGGUCCUUCCAUUGUACCAGAUUCUUAUGAUCAGAAAUGUUUAUCUGUACAGUACAUCUGCAGACCUGCCAACCCGCACACAUUUUUUCUCCAAAUCAGUGCAGAAGAAGGAAUGGCGACAGGGAAGCUACUUUUGUGAUACACCCAUAAUGUUGAGGCUAGAGUCCUUUUUGGGAAAGAAAAUAAAUAUGGACUAGGGCAGGGAUCAUCAAUCAGCUGCCGGAUUAUUUUUUUUCUUGAGCGGAUUGUCGGGGUCCCGGAACAUGAUUACAAAUAAUUUGUGGACUGCAAGUAGCCCAAACCGAUACCUGUAUGUUUGACUAAAACUGAAUCAUUUCAAACACGAAUACUUGAACAGAUUUCUUAAAUAAAAUCACUUGGAGCUGAUUUCCUGGUGUUUUUACAGUCCAACAAUAAAUUCCACACAUUUUGGGCUCAAACUGUUUUAUUUUUCCAAUAAAACCAUUUGGCCCACAGGCCGCCAGUUGGGGAACCCUGGACUAGGGUGUGCGUUAACCUCUCAAACACCUGUGAUAAGACAAUCGGAGUCAAUAGUUUGUUGCCUCAUGUUCUAAGGCAAGUGUCAAACUCAUUCCAUGGAGGGCUGAGUGUCUGCUGGUUUUAGCUCCUCCCUUGUACUUGAUUGAUCAAUAAGGUCACUGAUUAGUUAGGAACUAGUCCCCUUACCUGGGUGUCUAGGUCUUCAUUGGACACAAAUUGAAAGUAAAUAAUGAUAAUACACUCGGCCCUCCAUGGAAUGAUUUUGACACCCAUGUUAAGGUUACAGUAAAUUAAUUUGAUAAUUUCACACAGUAAAGUGCUGUACACUGAUUGUUGAAUAUAUCCAAAGUUACUAAUUAUCAUGAUAUAAGUUAUCUUUUCAUCAUGUUCAUUAUUCAGCACUGUGCCUUUGGAAUACUAAUUAAAUAAACAAGCUAAUAUGUAAA
This is a messenger RNA of Oncorhynchus mykiss (rainbow trout), 4197 nucleotides long. RefSeq names its product molybdenum cofactor synthesis 1 (gene mocs1). NCBI's taxonomy places the organism in Eukaryota, Metazoa, Chordata, Actinopteri, Salmoniformes, Salmonidae. The record is from RefSeq and is a predicted model, not a curated record. Gene Ontology annotation, molecular function: 4 iron, 4 sulfur cluster binding; metal ion binding; cyclic pyranopterin monophosphate synthase activity. Gene Ontology annotation, biological process: Mo-molybdopterin cofactor biosynthetic process.